GCCUGGGGUCGACUGCGCGGCCCGGCUGCGGCUGAGGAGUCCUCAUUUCUUCUUUUCCCAAGUGGGGCGUGGCUCAGUCGGUGUGGACGCCUGGAGCCGGUCCGGUCGCCCCGGUCCUUGCACUAAAGGACGUCCAGUUCACCUUCCCUCUGGGGUGAUGUGCUGGCCAGUCAUAAACUCCAAGCUCCUGAGGGAGCCAGGUCACCGAGUUAAGCCCCCUUUCCCGUUUUCUCUCCCCCGGAGGGCUCUGCGGCAGCCCAGGGCUCCACAUGGUCAGGGCUGGGUACACGAAAUUGGGGGGCAGUUGCUGCUCAGAUUCGAACUCACGAGGAGCUGCCCCAAUGCUAGGCACGGAUUCCGCUACUCAGUGGUGUUCGGGAUCCCUUGCUAGUAGCCUCUCAUCGGGAACUGGGCCAUUCAGACAGAUUAUGAGUCACAAAGCCCGAGGGCCUUGGGGGAUCCCGCGGGGCGGGGUCCGGGCGGCCUCCACCCCGAGGCAAGGUGACGCCCGUGGUCACUUCACAAGGCAGAAAUUGUUACCUGGGCAAUAAAAGGCACCACAGCGGCGGAGGCCCGGGAGUGGGCACAUGGGGGUGCGGGUGUGCAGGUGCCAAUCGCCAUGGGUUAGGCCCAAGAUCGGAGUCCGGCCGCCCCCCGACAGCAGCCGCCUCCUGCUCCCCGCGCACCCCAGGCGCCACCAUGUCGGGCGACAAACUUCUGAGCGAACUCGGCUAUAAGCUGGGCCGCACGAUAGGCGAGGGCAGUUACUCCAAGGUGAAGGUGGCCACGUCCAAGAAGUACAAGGGCACGGUGGCCAUCAAGGUGGUGGACCGGCGCCGAGCGCCGCCCGACUUCGUCAACAAGUUCCUGCCGCGAGAGCUGUCCAUCCUUCGCGGUGUGCGGCACCCGCACAUCGUGCACGUCUUUGAGUUCAUCGAGGUGUGCAACGGGAAGCUGUACAUCGUGAUGGAGGCAGCCGCCACCGACCUGCUGCAGGCUGUGCAGCGCAACGGGCGCAUCCUCGGGGGGCAGGCGCGCGACCUCUUUGCACAGAUCGCCGGCGCCGUGCGCUACCUGCACGACAACCACCUGGUGCACCGCGACCUCAAGUGCGAAAACGUGCUGCUGAGCCCGGACGAACGCCGCGUCAAGCUCACCGACUUUGGCUUCGGGCGCCAGGCACACGGCUACCCCGACCUAAGCACCACCUACUGCGGCUCUGCCGCCUACGCGUCGCCUGAGGUACUCCUGGGCAUCCCCUACGACCCCAAGAAGUACGACAUAUGGAGUCUGGGCGUCGUGCUCUACGUCAUGGUCACCGGGUGCAUGCCCUUCGACGACUCGGACAUCGCGGGCCUGCCCCGGCGACAGAAGCGCGGCGUCCUCUACCCCGACGGCCUCGAGCUGUCCGAGCGCUGCAAGGCCCUGAUCGCCGAGUUGCUGCAGUUCAGCCCGUCGGCCAGGCCCUCAGCGGGUCAGGUAGCGCGCAACGGCUGGCUGCGCUCGGGGGACUCCAGCUAGAAGCCGAGGUUCCCGCCAUUCCCGCGGCCCCGAGCACUGCGCAAGCGCAGCGCACGAGGGAAAGGCGAGCUUCAGGAGUACUGCGAAGCCGCGGCGCGCCACCGCGCACGCCCCCUUCCCCCUCCCCCUGUCCCUCGAUGGCGGGGGCCCGCAGUCGCCUCUGUCUGGAAUCUAGCUCCUACUCCACGAUCCCGAGAGUAGGAGGGCGCAUACGCUUCCUCGAUUCCGCGUGAAAAGGCCCCAAGAGGGGGCGGCACGAGAGGAGAUGGAAGCGUUGCACCUGCGCGGAAUGAGCGAUGGCUGCGCGGCGGGCGAUGGCUUCCCCAGCCAGCCAUGCAAGUCGGUGGGGGACGGCACGCCCCGGACACCCCCUUAGAACUUGCAAUAAACUCGCUCUUUCUCGCACCUGGCUCUAGCGAUGGCUCCCUUUUAGGGAGCAGAGGGGAGGGAAGGUCGCUUCCGCCGAGGAAGGCAGGCGCCCCAUUUUAGAGAAAGGCUUGUUGAGGUUCCUGCUCUAGGUCUCAGAAGGGAGUUGAGAAGAUUCAAAACGGACCUUUUGGGCUCCCCAGCAUGGGCAGACUCGAAGGGGAUUUGGGGUCGUCCCCAGGCUCAUGAUGGUCCUGGCAAUGGAGAUGCUGGGCUGGGGAGCAAGGACCACAGCACCCUUCCUGUGUUUGAGAAUGGAACGGCCGGGGCGUGGGGGCCAUCUUUCUCGACAUAAACUGAGCGUUUACAGAUGACGGAAUUGAGACAUCUUGGGCAAGAUGUCACUUGCCCAAGAACACAGCUAGGGUUUGAACCCAGAUAUGGCUGAAGUAGGGUGGGGAGGUGUGGAAGUUCUCUUUGGUGGGGUCAGAGGGGGAGAGUCGAGGGUAGGGCAUGGGUUGGCUGGGCAAGCUGGUUCAUUCAGUCCUCUGUUCAUUCAUGCAUUUAUCGAGUGCCUGGUGUAUGCCAGGCUCUGGGACUCAGCAAAGAGGCUUGGAUUCAUCCCUGUGCUUAGCGAGGAGGCAAGUGAAAAGUGAAGGAAAAUAAAAUGGUGUAGAAAUAAAAUAAUUGUAAGUUGUGCUAAAUGCCGGGUCGGGGGUA
Diceros bicornis minor is the source of this 2607-nucleotide messenger RNA. RefSeq names its product testis specific serine kinase 6 (gene TSSK6). The transcript has a single exon. The record is from RefSeq and is a predicted model, not a curated record. Gene Ontology annotation, biological process: microtubule cytoskeleton organization; protein phosphorylation; intracellular signal transduction. Gene Ontology annotation, cellular component: cytoplasm. The coding region runs from base 700 to 1521 and encodes 273 amino acids. NCBI's taxonomy places the organism in Eukaryota, Metazoa, Chordata, Mammalia, Perissodactyla, Rhinocerotidae. Gene Ontology annotation, molecular function: protein serine/threonine kinase activity; ATP binding; tau-protein kinase activity.